AUGAAGCAAAUAGAAGGAGGUGAUGCACAAGAAGUAACUGACAUAAUGUAUUUAGAGCUUGAAGGUAACCCAAACUUCUUUUUUAGAUUUAGAUUGGAUGAAAAAGGCAAAUUGUGGAGUUUGUUUUGGAGGGACUCUAUGAUGAUGGAAGACAAUGGAAUUUUUGGAUAUAUAGUGGUUUUUGACACAACCUAUAGAACAACAGGAGAUGAAAAGAUUGAGUCGUUUGUGUGGCUUCUACAAACUUUCAAAAAGUCAAUGGGGGGAAAAAGUCCAAUAUCAAUCUUUACAGAUCAAGAUGCAGCAAUGAACAAUGCCAUCAAUCCGGUCUUUCCAGAUUCAAGACACAGAUUAUGUGUAUGGCGUUUGCAUCAGAAUGCUAUUACCAGAUUUGGGGCAUUAAAACGAGAUCCAACUUUUAAGAAGACAUUCAACUAUUGCUUGUAUAAGUGUCGUUGGAGAAGUACAGAAAAGAAAGCUGAAUUCUCUUGCAGUAAAUCAGUUGCAUCCUCGGCUUUACCAAUAUCUGGAUUGCUAAAACAUGCAUCAGAAGUUUACACGUUGUCACUAUUCAGAGACUUUGAGGAGGAAUUUGGAUAUUCGAUUGCAACAACAAAAAAAAUAAUUUGGAAACAAGGUAAUACUGAGUUCUAUGCUGUGUCCAUUGAUGAAGAACCUUGGUCUGCACAGAGAGUAGCAUACAUCCACGAGAGCCAGACAUUAUCAUGUACGUGUAAAAACUUUGAAGCUUCGGGAUGGUUGUGCUACCACUGCAUUAGGAUAUUGCACCUUCAUUCGGUUAACCGGAUUCCAGAACAGUACAUCAAAAAGAGGUGGAAAAAAUCUGCCAAGUCAUCAGUUUGGAACAAAUUAGAAAAUGAAAAGCCGGAAGAGGUGCAGUACACACCUUGGCGCCAAGCCAUGGCUAGGAAUUACUACAACCUCAUCUUGGAAAGCCAGUCAAAUGAGGAGACAAGAACCCUUAUGGAGGAUGGUUAUGCCGCUAGUGUGUCUCUGGUUGAUGAACUUCUAGCAUCAUUAAAUCUUUCAAAUACUGAAGAUGCUUCAACCACACAAACAAGUGCAUCAGCAGCACCUGAAACAAGCACAACACGAGCACCAGAAACAAGCACAACCCCAACAAAUAAAACUUAA
This is a messenger RNA of Spinacia oleracea (spinach), 1155 nucleotides long. RefSeq names its product protein FAR-RED IMPAIRED RESPONSE 1-like. The coding region runs from base 1 to 1155 and encodes 384 amino acids. The record is from RefSeq and is a predicted model, not a curated record. Gene Ontology annotation, molecular function: zinc ion binding. The transcript is spliced from 5 exons. Lineage: Eukaryota; Viridiplantae; Streptophyta; Magnoliopsida; Caryophyllales; Amaranthaceae.